AUGAUACCAUCAUCAAUAUUAUCACAUCGAAUAUUAUCGGCCAUAAGUUCACCACAUUAUCAGCGAGUAACAUCAUUUGUGAAUGAUGAGUAUGUGAAGAUUCUGUCUGAACAUAAAAAAGGAAUAUCAUCACCAUCUGAUCUAUGUGAUUUUACAUUUGGUAAUCCACAUGAUUUGGCAUUGCCUGCAUUUUUAUCAUCAUAUCAUAAAUAUGUAGAUCCUUUAAAUCCAAGCUGGUAUGCUUAUUGUACUACAGCGAAUUUUAAUACAGAACCUUCUCGUAAAUGUAUUGCAUUAAAUUUAUCGAAAACAUUAUCACCUUUAUCAGCUGAAUAUGAAGAUAUUUUUUUAGUUAAAGGAAAUAUUGGUGGAAUCUAUACAUGUCUAUCUAUGUUAUUAAACAAAGAUGAUGAAGUAAUAAUUCCAAUUCCAUCAUGGUUUUUAUAUGAAUCAAUGAUUCUUGGAUGUCAAGGAAUACCUGUUGAAGUUAAUAUCGAUAAAAAUACAUAUGAUUUAGAUAUCGAUAAUAUAAAAAAUAAAAUAAAUGAUAAAACAAAAAUAAUUAUUAUUAAUUCACCUCAUAAUCCUACAGGUAAAAUUUAUCCAUUGUCGACAUUACAAAUAUUAUCAAAUAUGUUAUUGGAUAUAUAUGAUAAACGACAAGAAAAAUAUGGUCAUGAUGCACAACCUAUAUGGUUAAUAUCUGAUGAGGCAUAUAAUCGUAUUCUAUUGAAUAAUAAUGAAUUUAUUUCUCCUGCUACAGUAUAUCCAUAUACAUUUAUAUGUUAUACUUAUGCUAAAACCUUAUUAAAUCCAGGUAUUCGAUUAGGAUAUGUAGCAUUAUUAAAUAAAUUACCAUUAGAAUAUCGUUCAUUAUUUCGUAUAUAUUUACCUCGAACAAUGGGAAUGAAUGGAUUUAUGAUACCGGAUUGUGUAACACAAUAUAUGAUACAAGAUAUAGAAACAUUAUCUAUUAGUAUUGAUAUGCAACAUAUGCAAAAGAAAGUAAAUAUGAUGUUAGAUAUAUUAUUAUCAAUAGGAUAUAAAAUUCCUGUAAAGCCACAAGGUACAUUUUAUGUACUUGUUGUGUCACCAUUAGAAGAUGAUCGAGCAUUUUGUCAUCUAUUAUCUAAAUACAAUAUUUUAUGUCUGCCAGGUUCAGUAUGUUCUAUACCUGGUUAUUUUCGUGUAUGUUUAACUGCAAAUGAAGAUAUGAUUGAAAAGAGUCGAUAUGGAUUUAAACAAGCAUAUCAAGAAGCUAUCACUUCACUGAGCAAUGAUCAUAAUAAUAAAAAUGAUGGUGAUCUUUAG
Molecule: messenger RNA, 1311 nt
Organism: Rotaria sp. Silwood1
Lineage: Eukaryota; Metazoa; Rotifera; Eurotatoria; Philodinida; Philodinidae
Source: the annotation of a GenBank genome assembly